AUUUUUAAGUUUCACUGGCUGUAGACUCACAACUCAGCACCGUUUAGUGUUUACUUCUCCAUCAAUUACAUCUUAUCUGUAUUUAAGAAUUUGGGACAGCAGGACCUGUGUGUGAAGACAGGCUUCCAGCCAUGUCUUCUGCGGUGGAUUUAAAGACAAAGGAGGAGAAAGAUGCAGAGCUUGACAAACGCAUUGAAGCUCUGCGGAAAAAGAAUGAGGCUUUAAUGAAAAGAUACCAGGAAAUUGAAGAAGACAAAAAGAAGGCAGAACAAGAAGGAAUUGCUGUGACGACAACUCGCAAACCACGUUCUCAUGAGCCUGAACCAGAACGACGGAGAACUGAGAAAGAAAACUUCGUUGUGACAGUUGAUAUGUCCAAAUCAAGUGGGAUUGAUGGAGAGAAAAACCCCAUAAGGAACUUUUUGGAUGACCCACGGCGCAGUGGGCCAAUCCAUGAGGCAGAUCGCAAGGAGGGGAGUCGUAGACAUGUACGCAACUGGGGUGGACUGGAAUUUGAUCAUGUGAAGACUGGACCCGAGAUGGAGAAAGAGUGGACGGAGAAUCGAAUGGUGAAUGACAGGAAAUCGCCAUCUCGCCGCGGCGAUCCUGCUCCGGAAGAAGGGAAUAGCGAACGACACCGUGGCAAAAGUCCCUCUCGUAGGGGAGGGUCUGGCCGGCUGAACAGGGGCACGCAACGUGGAGGAAGUCAUCGUUUAGAAAGGCCUGAUGUAGGCCGGAUGCCGGAUGUAGAAGGAAGAGAGGUCCUUGAUCGCGAUGAACACUCUCGAGGAAGAAGGGGAGGAAGAGGAGCAACACAGGCCGGUUUCAACUCGGACAGAAAAUCCAUGGAGUGGGAACAAAAGAGGAAGGAAAAUAUUGAGAAGAUGAAAGAGGAGAUGGAGAAGAUUGCUGAGUAUGAAAGAGGUGAAAGGAUUGAUGGAGAGAAAAACCCCAUAAGGAACUUUUUGGAUGACCCACGGCGCAGUGGGCCAAUCCAUGAGGCAGAUCGCAAGGAGGGGAGUCGUAGACAUGUACGCAACUGGGGUGGACUGGAAUUUGAUCAUGUGAAGACUGGACCUGAGAUGGAGAAAGAGUGGACGAAUCGCAGGCCUGGGGGCAAAGGCUCAGUAGAUAUGACUCUGUCCAUGACUGGCCGAGAGAGGGCUGAGUACCUCCGCUGGAAAAGAGAGAGAGAGCAGAUAGAUGAGGAGAGACUGGCUAGACAUCGCAAUGCUACUGGCCAAUGGAGACGAGAGUGGGAUGCCCAAAAAACAGAAAAAAUGUUCACUGAGAACACAGCUGUGACUGGAGAUGGCACGCCAGAAGCAAGCAGCAAGAGAGCAGAUAGGGGGCGUAAUGCCCAUGUACAGCAACGCAGUGGGGCUUCAGAGGAGAACAGAAAGCCUCCGAAGGCAACUACAUUUGGGGAUUUCCUGGGACAAAGCACUCCUCGAGAGGGUGGCCAUGGAGGCCGUGGAAGAGGAAAAGGCCGAGGUCAAGGCAAGAGCUACAGCAUGCAUGAUAACCGAUGGGAAUCUGAAAAAGAGGAAGAAAAGGUCAAAGAAGAAGAAAAGGGCAAAGAGGAGGAAAAGGGCAAAAAGGAAGAACAGGAAAAGGAGAAGAUGGAGAAAGAGAAGACCAAGAUAAAGGACACCCCCAAAGCUCAACCAGUAAAGAAGCGAAACGUAAAGGUUGCAGAAAAAUCCGGCGGUGCUGAAGUGGACGAUGACGACGAAUGGGAGGAUGCCAGCGAAGGGGAUGAAGAGGAGGAGGUUGAAGAGUGUGAGGGAGAUCAAGAAAGUUCAAAGUCUAAAGCCACAAAGAAAAGCCAUAGCCCACCUGCUCCUUCCACUCCCAGUCCAAAAGAACAAAGAACUCCCAGGCCCAAAGUGCACAUCCCAUCUUCCCCACAGGAUUCUCUCACUACCCCAGAAAGCACAAAGCCCCUCAGCCCCUUCUCUCUUCUGGAGAGCCAUCAGCCUGUCUCAGACUGGGGAGAAGAGAUGGAGAUGCUCUCCCCUAAAAGCAGCUUGGGUGAGAGCCCCCUGAAGCCCAGUAGUAAUGAGAGCAGUCCAGCUCAGAUCAGGGAUAGAGAAGAGGAGCACACUAGGGAUGCCACAAAACCCCCUGAGCAGUCAGACGAACAGCAUGACACAAAGCCUGAGUCGGCAGCUCCUGUAGUCAAGGAGGAAUCUGCAACACCUCAGCCUGCAGGUUCUAACUCGAGCAACAAUGAACCUGAAGAGGAACACCAUGCAGUUCCUGCUCAAACGUCAAUCACACACCCAGAGGAGAGUGUGGCCCCUGCUGUAGAGCUGGAACAGAAGCCAUGUGAAAGCGAACCUGCUGCAGAAGCUUUAGGAGAGUCCAAGGAACAGCCAUCCUCAGAGGACAUUGCAGCCCCUGCUGUAGAGCUGGAUCAGGAGCAGUGUAAAAGUGAACCUGCAGCAGAUGCUUCAGCAGAGACCAAGGACCAGUCGUCCUCAGAGUCGGCAGCUCCUGUAGUCAAGGAGGAAUCGGCAACACCUCAGCCUGCAGGUUCUAACUCGAGCAACAAUGAACCUGAAGAGGAACACCAUGCAGUUCCUGCUCAAACGUCAAUCACACACCCAGAGGAGAGUGUGGCCCCUGCUGUAGAGCUGGAACAGAAGCCAUGUGAGAGCGAACCUGCUGCAGAAGCUUUUGGAGAGUCCAAGGAACAGCCAUCCUCAGAGGACAUUGCAGCCCCUGCUGUAGAGCUGGAUCAGGAGCAGUGUAAAAGUGAACCUGCAGCAGAUGCUUCAGCAGAGACCAAGGACCAGUCGUCCUCAGGCUAAAGGAUAAUUGCAGUAGCUGAUACAUUUAGUGCUGGUGGUCUUCAGAAACAGAGCAUUGGCAGGCAGUGGUGAGAAUACAUCAAGCGUGUGGAGGACGGACACACCAUUCGAUGACUUCAUCCACUUCUACACAACUCACCACAUUGCUGUGUGAUCUCUGUUCUCAUGAAGCACUUAAGGGGGCUACUUAACUACUGUGUUCUUUGUAUUUCAGAUUAUUUGUGUGAUUGGUUUGCAAACCAUUUUUUUAACAUUAUGAUCAAAUGUAUUGUAUGCUUGGGGGAGGGGCACUAAACAUUAUAGCUUAAAGCAAUGGACUUAGUACAUGCCAUAUUGCUCGAAUACAUGAACUGAAGUAAUGAUUACAUGCAGUGGCUUAGUUACUUCAACCUGUCACUGCUUUGUCUACAGUGGUAAAUGUCAUUUAAUACCAUCAUGUGUAAGUUUGUGCUCGAGGUCUAUGCAAACAGUGGCAAAAGGGCAUUAGAAUAAUCAGCUUCAGAAAACAAAUCUGUUUGCUUUUCUUAAGUCGUGUUUUAUCUAUAAUUUGCCUGAAUAAUAUGGUGCUAGAUCUAUGCUAAUGAUGUCCCAGCCUGUAUAUGGUAUGUAUGAUGACCAAAGAUCAUAGUGUAUCGUAAAUGACUUUGCUUCUGUUAGCAAAUAGCAGUAAAUAAUAAUGAUUUGAGGCAACAUAAUAGAUUUACCUCAGAAAAACUCGUUUUAUUUUAUUUUUUAUUCUGCUUUAUGCAUCUUAUAAUGCUUUAUAAAAUAACAUGGCAUUUCUUUUAUUGUGGUUUUAGCCAUUGAGGUUUCCAUAUUUUAAUGAAUUUACAAAGUCUAUAGCAGAAGGAUUGCGUUAAUCAGGUUUGUCAGAAAUUACUUUCACUAUAUGCAUUGGGAACCAUCACCUUACAAAUAAGAAGCAUUUAUGGAACAGUAAAAUCAUGGUGUUUGAAAUUGUAUAGCUUAAUAAUACACUGUCUUGGAGGAUUUUACUGUGUAAUUACACGUUUGUUUGCUUCCUUUGGCGUUCUGUUGGGAGUUUCAGCAGUGCAUGUGAUUAAGUAUUAUGAUAAAAUCUAUUAGUGUUCUUGUGAAACACUUAUAUCUAUCAAAUGUAUGGAAAGGUUUCUUGGCAAAAUAUUUUGCCUAUAAUUUUUUAUGUAACUUAUGUAUCACAUUGUUUAUUUACUUUUAAAUCUUUCCCUAAAUAAAUGUACGUUUUAUGAAUUUAA
Trichomycterus rosablanca is the source of this 4051-nucleotide messenger RNA. RefSeq names its product coiled-coil domain containing 9 (gene ccdc9). The transcript has 21 exons. The record is from RefSeq and is a predicted model, not a curated record. Lineage: Eukaryota; Metazoa; Chordata; Actinopteri; Siluriformes; Trichomycteridae. Bases 132 to 2816 code for a protein of 894 amino acids.